Rotaria sp. Silwood2 is the source of this 666-nucleotide messenger RNA. The record is from the annotation of a GenBank genome assembly. Lineage: Eukaryota; Metazoa; Rotifera; Eurotatoria; Philodinida; Philodinidae.
AUGGAUAAAAAUUCUCCAAAUAAAGAUGAAUCUUCAUCUUCUUUAUUAAUGGAAUUAUUAAAAAGAUAUACAACCCGAGUCGAUGAACGUGAAACAUUACGACAAGAAGAUACACGUGUUUAUGCACAACAACAAAAAACUCAAAUUGAUGAAAUUGAAAAAUUAAAAGAAACUGUAAAUAAAUUACAAUCUAAAACAGGUUCAAGUUAUGUUCCUGAUCAAUCAAAAACGAAUCUCAAUGAAGAAAAAACGAAUAUAAAUUAUAAAAAAAAAUGGGAAGAAGCAGAAGCAAAAUAUCGUAACUUAGAAAAAAAAUAUCGUCAACUAGAAACAAGUACUGUUAAACAAUUACAAGAUAAAAUUAAUCAACUUCAACGAGAUAAUAAUCAAUUCAAAUUAAUCAAAGAACGUAUUGCUGACAUAUGUUCAUGUCGUCAAUUAACUAAUAUGCAACUUGAACAAUUAAAAUUACUUGUUAAUAGUAAUAAUUUAUCGAUUGAAACAAUUGCAAAUAAAAAUGAUUUUCAUCAACAAACAAUAAAAUUACGUGAUAUUUUAGUAGAACAUAAUAAUGAACUUUUAACUAAAAUUGAAGAAACACUGAAAAGAAAAAGAAAAAGAAAUCAAUAUGAAAAUGAGUCUGAUGAUGACGAUAAUAAUCAUUAA